CCCCCCCCCCCCCUAAAAAAAAAAGAAAAAAACUCAAAUUGCCCAUUGGAAGAGACGACAGAGCUCGCACCAGAGAAGAUGUUGUAGAUCGGUCAGCUAGCUUAAAAUCAAUCGACAUUGCAUUGCUCAAUAAGGUCGGGAAAAGUAAUGGAAAACAAUGAUCUUCAACUGAAUUCUGUUGAGGAGGUAGGGCAUGUUACCUUGUCUGAUCCAGUAUCGGAGUAUUUAGUUCCUGCCAUGGUUUCUGAAGCAGCGUCCGUCUGAAGAAUGUGCCCCUAGUGCUAUAGUGUCUCCAAUGAAGACUAUACAGACAGUUGUAUUAACUAACAAAGUUUUUGUGUAUUCUUGGAUUGAAACUCCUAGAGUUGGCAUGGUAUUUAAAUCGUGGCAAGAUGUGGAAUGCUACUUUAAACAAUAUGCUGAGCAAAAAGGAUUCGGUGUCACUAGGGCUCAAGGAUAUCUUUCCAAGAAGGAUAAGGAGAGGAGGGGGGCAACAUGGAAAUGUGAAUGUUGGGGUCAUCCAGAGAUGAGGGCUAAGGCUAUGGAUGUAAGUGGGACUAGUGCUGAUGUAGAUGGAGUUGUUGUGGAGGAUGAGCUUGCGCGUGGGAAAAGAACAUCCAAGAAAUGUGAAUGUGAAGCAAAAGUUUAUGCUAGUGUGAAUAAUGAGGGGCUUUGGGUGUUGAGAAAGGUUCUCGUUGAUCAUAACCACAAAGUAUCCCCUGGCAAGUCCAAGUUAGCGAAAGAAUACCGUAUGAAGAAUUGUACUACCAAUGUGAGAAAGAAUUUGAUUAAUUACUUUGAUGAGGGUGUCCCUGUUUCACAAAUACAUGGAUGCUUAGGCAUGGGUAAGGAUGGUGAGAACAUGCCAACAGUGAAGGAUUUACAACAUGAGGUGUACAAGGAGAGGAAAGCGCGGUUGAAUGUGGCCGGUGGCGAUUGUGCUACUAUGAUGUAGUAUUUUGAGAAAAUACAAGAUGAUAAUUCCAAUUUCUACCACUCACACCAUAUAGAUGAUGAGGGACAGAUGAAAGAUGUCAUGUGGGUGGAUGCUCGUAGUAGGGCAGCGUAUGAGUGUUUUAGAGACGUGGUGUGCAUGGAUGCAACUUAUUUGACCAAUGAGUAUGAGCUUCCUUUCGUAAAUUUUGUUGGUGUAAAUCAUCAUCGGCAAUCUAUUUUGUUAGGAUGUGCAUUGGUAUCACAUGAAGACACGGACACUUAUGCUUGGAUAAUUCGUCAAUGGUUGGCAUGCAUGAGUAAUAAGCCAUUCGAAAGGCGUUGACGCUGGAAAUGCUAACCGCUCGUCACCGUUGGUGCAUUUGGCACAUCAUGCGGAAAAUCCCUGAGAAGUUAGGAAAAUGUUAUGGGUACAUGGACUUUAAAAGCUCGCUGAAGGCUCUUGUAUAUGAAAGUUUCAAACGAGGAAUUUGAAAACAGAUGGAACUCAUUGAUUACAACAUACAAAUUGGAGGAAAAUCAAUGGUUAACCGAUCUUUACGACGAGUGGCAUAUGUGGGUUCCUUCGUUCAUGAAGGAGCACUUUUGGGCCAGAAUGAAAACAACACAGCGAGUGGAAAGUAUUAAUAGCUUCUUUGACGGCUUUUUUUAAUAGGAGUACAAAGUUGUAUGAGUUUCCAAUGAAGUACACCAGGGCAAUGACAGAGAGGGUGAAGGACGAAACUAAUGCUGACGCCGGGUGCUCCAUGUACAUUCGGCGCCUUGUAAGCGGGUUCAAGGUGGAGAAAUUGUUCCAGAAAAUUUAUACAGACGCCAAAUUCCAAGAAGUCCAAAAGAGUGCCCGUAUGAUGUAUGUCUACCCUAGGGAUGAGUGGUAAGUCGAAGAAAAUGUUUUCCAGUACACGUUGGGGGAUCGGGUUUGGAUGAUCCCCGAAGGAUCAAAGAUGGAAAAACUGACUUACAGGCCCAGGUUAUAUUGUGUAACUUGUAACACUUUGACUAAGGAUGUAUCAUGUGAUGGUAGGAAAUUUGAAACGUUUGGUAUUUUGUGCAA
Chenopodium quinoa (quinoa) is the source of this 2008-nucleotide messenger RNA. RefSeq names its product protein FAR-RED IMPAIRED RESPONSE 1-like. The record is from RefSeq and is a predicted model, not a curated record. The transcript has 3 exons. The coding region runs from base 296 to 955 and encodes 219 amino acids. Lineage: Eukaryota; Viridiplantae; Streptophyta; Magnoliopsida; Caryophyllales; Amaranthaceae.